Messenger RNA from Tarenaya hassleriana, 2682 nucleotides. RefSeq names its product probable methyltransferase PMT11. Gene Ontology annotation, cellular component: endosome; trans-Golgi network; cytoplasm. The transcript has 9 exons. The coding region runs from base 124 to 2181 and encodes 685 amino acids. The record is from RefSeq and is a predicted model, not a curated record. Gene Ontology annotation, molecular function: methyltransferase activity. NCBI's taxonomy places the organism in Eukaryota, Viridiplantae, Streptophyta, Magnoliopsida, Brassicales, Cleomaceae.
AUGUAGAAAUGGUAUUUGACCGUACACCGGAUCUAAGGGAGAGACUACUUAGUUUAGCUCUCCGAACACUUUGAAUUCUCAUUAUGCAGAUCUGACGAUCUCCGAUCCUUCAUACGCAAGCAAAUGAAGCCCUCCAUCAAUGGCGGCGAUCUCCUCAGGAACCCUACCCUCAUCAAGAUCUCCGCCUUCCUCCUCAUCUCCUUCACCUUCUUCUACUUGGGCAAGCACUGGUCCGACGAUGCCUCCCAACAGCUCAUCUUCUUCUCCACCUCCGUCGGCUCAUCCCCCAUGGUUUCAAUCGCUCCCUACAGUAAUCUGACAUUCAACCUCUCCGCUUUGAUUCCUCCAAACCAGACCGAGAUUGAAGUCCCCGUCACGCCUCCGCCGUCUACAUCUCCUGUUGCGACGGAGCCGGUUGUGGAGGCGGCGGAAACUCCUCCUCCACCUCCCCCUCAGGUGGGUCCGAUUCGGAGCUUCGGAAUCGUGGAUGACAACGGUGUGAUGUCUGACAACUUCGAGGUCGGAGAAUUGGACAAUAGUUUGAUGGAGGAUUGGGGGAAUCAGACGGAGAUCGAGGCGGGGAAAGGUGACGGCGAAUCUAGGGUUAGGGUUAGGGUUAAGAAAUUCGGGAUGUGCCCGGAGAAGAUGAGAGAAUAUAUACCGUGUUUGGAUAACGUGGAGGCGAUUAAGAAGCUCAAAUCCACAGAACGAGGUGAACGGUUCGAGCGACAUUGUCCUGAGCAAGGUAAAGCCUUGAAUUGCUUAGUUCCUCCUCCUAAAGGCUAUCGCCCACGGAUUCCUUGGCCUAGAAGCCGCGACGAGGUGUGGUUCAACAAUGUUCCUCAUACCCGUCUUGUAGAAGACAAAGGUGGUCAGAACUGGAUUUUCAGAGAUAAGGAUAAGUUUAAGUUUCCCGGAGGCGGUACUCAGUUUAUACACGGGGCUGAGCAGUAUCUGGACCAGAUUUCUAAGAUGAUUUCCGAGAUCAAGUUUGGGAAACAAACUCGGGUUGCUCUUGAUGUCGGUUGUGGUGUUGCGAGUUUUGGUGCUUACUUGUUGACACGGGAUGUCUUGACAUUGUCGGUUGCACCAAAGGAUGUGCAUGAGAACCAAAUUCAAUUUGCUCUGGAACGUGGUGUGCCUGCAAUGGUUGCAGCAUUCGCUACUAGACGCUUGUUAUAUCCAAGCCAAGCGUUUGAUCUUAUCCAUUGUUCAAGAUGUAGAAUCAACUGGACUCGUGAUGAUGGAAUUUUGCUUGUUGAGGUCAACAGAAUGCUGCGAUCUGGAGGUUACUUUGCCUGGGCAGCACAGCCCGUCUAUAAGCACGAAGCCGUUUUGGAGGAGCAGUGGACAGAGAUGCUAAACCUUACUGACCGGCUUUGCUGGAAACUUGUAAAGAAGGAAGGAUACAUAGCUAUCUGGCAGAAGCCCUUCGACAACAGCUGUUAUUUGAGCCGUGAGGAUGGCACCAAACCUCCUCUUUGUGAUGCUGACGAUGACCCGGAUAACGUUUGGUACACGAGUCUGAAGCCUUGCAUCACCCGCAUCCCUGAGAACGGAUACGGUGGAAACAUCACCUCAUGGCCUGCCCGUUUACACACUCCUCCAGAUAGGCUGCAGACAAUAAAACUGGAUUCCCUUAUUGCAAGGAAAGAGCUUUUAAAGGCAGAGUCGAAAUUCUGGAAUGAAAUGAUAGGAGGAUAUAUCCGUGCCUUCAAAUGGAAGAAGAUGAAACUAAGAAAUGUCUUGGACAUGAGAGCCGGCUAUGGCGGAUUUGCAGCUGCACUGAUUGAUCAUAAGCUCGAUUGCUGGGUUCUCAACGUGGUUCCUGUCAGUGGACCUAACACAUUACCCGUUAUUUAUGAUCGAGGACUAUUGGGAGUGAUGCACGAUUGGUGUGAACCAUUUGACACGUACCCAAGAACGUAUGACUUAUUGCAUGCAUCCGGACUAUUCUCAAUCGAGAGAAAGAGAUGCAACAUUUCGACCAUCAUGUUAGAGAUGGAUCGGAUUUUAAGGCCUGGAGGACGGGCUUAUAUCCGCGACUCCAUUGACGUGAUGGAUGAACUUCAAGAGAUCGCAAAGGCAAUGGGCUGGCACACUACUCUUCGUUUCACAUCCGAGGGUCCUCAUGCCAGUUAUCGGAUACUAACAUGUGAGAAGCGUCUUCCUCGUGCAUGAAUCUGUCCAAAAGGAUAAAGUAUCAGAUUCUGCUAAACCCGAGACACCAAGAAAACGGACCAAACCCCAUCUGCCUAACCACUGAGAUGUCAACGCAGCUUGAGCGCUUGUUUGUGAUAGAGCUCAUCUCAUAACGGAUCCAAUUCAAUACUUUUAAGGUUCACAGGUAGAAUUCAACCCAAAAGUUAUCUUACUGGGAUGGUGCCCCGAUAAUUUUAAGAAAUUAUGGGAUGAGUUUUAUGUGAGUUUUAAAAUGAUUGAAUUGGAUCUAUUAUGGGUUGAGUUUGACAAGUUUUUAUAUUACUCGUUAACACCUUAUGUUUUACCUAAUUGUAAAUUUUAUUGUUGGGUGUGUUAUGUGGUUAGUGAAUGUUUACAAAAAGCUUCACUUAGACUUGGUCCUGGAUUUUUGUAGCGUUCUUGCAAUUUGCCAAUAUAUAUAUUUGUAAUAAUUUCAUAUUCUCCACAAAAUCUUGUAACAAAUGCUCACAGAUUGUCGUU